This is a messenger RNA of Anguilla anguilla (European eel), 3437 nucleotides long. It is a transcript of the gene pigc, whose product is annotated as phosphatidylinositol glycan anchor biosynthesis, class C. Gene Ontology annotation, cellular component: membrane; glycosylphosphatidylinositol-N-acetylglucosaminyltransferase (GPI-GnT) complex. Lineage: Eukaryota; Metazoa; Chordata; Actinopteri; Anguilliformes; Anguillidae. The transcript has 2 exons. Gene Ontology annotation, biological process: GPI anchor biosynthetic process. The record is from RefSeq and is a predicted model, not a curated record. Bases 206 to 1087 code for a protein of 293 amino acids.
AUAUAACGCUUUGGAGUCAUCCAUAUGGGUUCCCUUUUAAACCAACACGGGGAUAUCUAAAGUUAUCCGCUAGAUGGCGCGCUUAGAUGAUUCAUAGGUGUAAUGGGUGCUAUGUCUAUAUAGCAUUUGCUACUUCCGGAAUCUAAAAGGAAGAGAUUGGACCGGCCGUAACCCAGUUAGCAAGUGCAUUAUUGGGAGUUUGGUGAUGGGAGCAGACAGUGACCCCGGUGCUCCCUCUGCGGUUCCUUGGAGGAAGGUGUUGUAUGAGCGUCAGCCUUUCCCAGACAACUACGUGGACCGGCGCUUUCUGGAGGAGCUUCGACGUAACGUGGGCGUACGGCGGUACCGCUACUGGGCGGUGGUGCGCGAAGCCGGGCUUGUGACGCAGCAGCUGUCCUGCGUCGCCGCGUUUCUCACGCUGUGGUGGUACAUGUACCAGGGUCAGCUCUACCCGUUCACGCUGCUUUUGGCCGGCCUGCUGUGCGCGCUGCUAGGCUACGGGCUCUACGAGGCGCUGGGCGGCCCGAGAACGGAGGGGCGCACGCGGCUGGCGGACCUCCAGAGCGCCGCCAUCUUCCUGGCCUUCACCUUCGGCUUCUCCCCCGUGCUGAAGACGCUGACCGAGUCGGUGAGCACGGACACGGUGUACGCCAUGUCGGCUCUGAUGCUGCUGGCUCACCUGGUGACCUUCCCCUACGCCCAGCCCAGCCCCCCCGGGAGCCUGUCGCUCAACGCCGCUCUGUUCGGCUCCGUGUGCCUGGCCUCCCGGUUGCCGGGGGCGCUGCACACCUUCGCCAUGGUGACGUGCGCGCUGCUGGUGUUCGCGCUCUGGCCCUGCCUGCUGCACCGCCUGCGGGACCGGGCGCCGCGGGGCUUCCCCUGGGCCGCCGCCCUGGUGUCGCUGGGCGGGAUCGGCGGCUUGGCCAGCCAGUCGCCGGGGGGCGCCGUCCUGCUGGCCCUGGCGCAGCUCGCCCUCACGCUGCUCUGCCCCCUGCUGCUGCUCUGGCUGCAGGAGCACAAGGACAACAUCCACGGGCCCUGGGACGAGGCCGAGAUCCACGAGGACCUGUCCCGCUUCCUGCAGUGAGCCAGAGACGGGGAACAGACCUCCUGUCCCGCUUCCUGCAGUGAGCCAGAGACGGGGAACAGACCUCCUGUCCCGCUUCCUGCAGUGAGCCAGAGACGGGGAACAGACCUCCUGUCCCGCUUCCUGCAGUGAGCCAGAGACGGGGAACAGACCCCCUGUCCCGCUUCCUGCAGUGAGCCAGAGACGGGGAACAGACGCUGUCCCGCUUCCUGCAGUGAGCCAGAGACGGGGAACAGACCCCCUGUCCCGCUUCCUGCAGUGAGCCGGAGACGGGGAACAGACCUCCUGUCCCGCUUCCUGCAGUGAGCCAGAGACGGGGAACAGACCUCCUGUCCCGCUUCCUGCAGUGAGCCAGAGACGGGGAACAGACCUCCUGUCCCGCUUCCUGCAGUGAGCCAGAGACGGGGAACAGACCUCCUGUCCCGCUUCCUGCAGUGAGCCAGAGACGGGGAGCAGACCGCCUGUCCCGCUUCCUGCAGUGAGCCAGAGACGGGGAACAGACCGCCUGUCCCGCUUCCUGCAGUGAGCCAGAGACGGGGAACAGACGCUGUCCCGCUUCCUGCAGUGAGCCAGAGACGGGGAACAGACGCUGUCCCGCUUCCUGCAGUGAGCCAGAGACGGGGAACAGACGCUGUCCCGCUUCCUGCAGUGAGCCAGAGACGGGGAACAGACCUCCUGUCCCGCUUCCUGCAGUGAGCCAGAGACGGGGAACAGACCUCCUGUCCCGCUUCCUGCAGUGAGCCAGAGACGGGGAACAGACGGCCUGUCUCACUUCCUGCAGUGACUCACAGACGGGGAACAGACGGCCUGUCUCACUUCCUGCAGAGACUCACAGACGGGGAACAGACGCUGUCCCACUUCCUAUAGCGAGUCAAAGAUGGUGAACAGACGGCCUGUCCCGUGUACUGCAGGGACUCAGAGACGGGGAACAGACGGCCUGUGCUGCAUACUGCACUGACUCACAGACGGGGAACAGACAGCCUGUGCUGCAUACUGCACUGACUCACAGACGGGGAACAGAUUACCCAUAAGGCCUGUUGAGCCUUGUGUCGUUCAAACUGUGCCGUCUUCCUGUUCGUUUAAUCUAAACACUGAGGUCAGGUGAUGUUUUUAUUACCAUGUUUUGUCAGGAGCGCACCUACUGGACUUAGCAGAAGUUACUUCUAAUCUACAAACUCAAGUGAAUUCUGUAAAGGCAAAUUAACAGAAUUGACAUGCUGUUGGAACACUAAGCAUAAAAGGCACACUGUUUUAGAGCAGAAAACCAGUACUGCAGUGUUUUGCAUGACCAAAUGAAUGGGCUUGGGGCUGCUGGGUGGCUCGACUAGCAUUGUCUGGGGAUGGGAAGGUUUAACUUGGCCAGGGUUAAAACGUCUCAUCACUCACAAGCGCCCCCCACUGGUUGAUUUGGCACCUGUAAUUCUGCGUGCACAUGAAGUGUCUCCAACUUAAAUCUGGCACAGUUCAGUAUUCCAGAAUGUCAAUAUGCAACAAAUGUAAUUUAUUUUUCAAAAAUAAACGGCCACCUGCAAGAUCGUUAACCUGUGCCAGGUUACACUUUAGAUGGAUAACUGGAACUAGUUUAGCAUUUGAGAUUUGACAUUUCUUUUACAAACACAGGCUACAUUCAUUCUGACUGCAAUGUACCAUUCAUGAUUAGCCAGUCAAAAUUGGAUUUCCUGUUGAAGUUAUUUUACAUUAAACUUUGCCAUUAACCCCUCUGCAUAUCAACUCAUUUGAAGGCAUAAAUCCUUUCUACUAAUAAAAAGGUUGUUUAAAUCAUGCACUUGUAGGUCUGAGUCUGUUGAAUGUCGUCAUAUGCUGUUGUGUAGUACCCAGUUCUCUCCACCAGAUGUCAGGCUUGGCUUUAUGUAGCCUACAUCAGGCCCGGUCCAGUUGCAGGGCAUAAUUAAUGAUCGAAUGACAUGGAAAAUUUGCCUCAUUCAACAUGUCUUUUGACUUGAUCUGUUUUUAAAGUGGGAACUAUCUAGCUUUUCCACCUGGUCUACCACCCCUGUUAACAUUUACCAAGUGCCUUAACGGAUGUGUUUUGGAUCAUCUCAAUUAAUCAGCCACAUCAGACCCAGAAAACAAAUGCUAUAUACAGCAUAGCUGAACAGGCUGUGAUCUGCUGUGACUUGAAGGGCUUUCAGUAAUCUAUUUAAAUUGUUAAUGCUAGUUACACCUGUACAAGAAGGCAACCCCAAGUGUGUAGUCUUUGAGUGAGAAAUGGUGUAUUGGUGUUGCUCUAUGAACUAACAGAUUGUUUACUGGAACAAUUUAGUAUAUUUUUUAAUGCUUAAAAUGAUCAAAUGUGAUUUCAUUAAAAAUGUUUUUGUUUUUAUCUGAA